AUACUUUUUUCAACAGCCGGGAAAUAUUCUAGGGUUUUCGUACGGAUUUUCCAUAUUUUCCGCAAUGGCAGGCAUCUUAUUCGAAGAUAUCUUCAAUGUUAAAGAUAUAGAUCCAGAAGGCAAAAAGUUUGAUCGUGUGAGUCGACUACACUGCGAGUCAGAAUCCUUCAAAAUGGACCUAAUCCUGGAUAUCAACUCCUGGCUGUACCCCAUGGAAUUAGGUGACAAAUUCCGUCUUGUUUUGGCAACAACUCUGCGUGAAGAUGGAUACCCUGACAGCGGAGACUGGAACCCGCAAGGCUUGGACACCGAAGGCUCCAGAAUGGACAGUUUCGAAUAUGUAAUGUCCGGCAAAGUGUACAGGAUCGAGGGAGACGAAUCGUUUGAACCUUCUAGCAGAUUGGCAGCCUACGUAUCGUUUGGAGGACUACUGAUGAGACUCCAAGGAGAUGCUAACAAUUUGCACAGUUUUGAAGUUGAUCAACACAUGUAUUUGUUAAUGAAGAAAAUCUUUAUGUAAUCAAUUUAUUUUUAAAGUUUACAAAAAAAAACACUUGAGUAGAGCUAAUUACCAUUGUGCUCAGUAAAUAAAUAGGUUCAAACUGUUUCUGUAAGCUAUACUUUAAAAUAAAAUAAAAAAACUCCCAUUUAU
Ceutorhynchus assimilis (cabbage seed weevil) is the source of this 652-nucleotide messenger RNA. Lineage: Eukaryota; Metazoa; Arthropoda; Insecta; Coleoptera; Curculionidae. The record is from the annotation of a GenBank genome assembly.